This is a messenger RNA of Nicotiana attenuata, 462 nucleotides long. RefSeq lists its product as uncharacterized. Bases 1 to 462 code for a protein of 153 amino acids. NCBI's taxonomy places the organism in Eukaryota, Viridiplantae, Streptophyta, Magnoliopsida, Solanales, Solanaceae. The transcript has a single exon. The record is from RefSeq and is a predicted model, not a curated record.
AUGAAGUCAUUCAUUGUCAAGACAGAUGAGAGGCUGGAUGCUCAUGGUGCAGCUAUCAAAGAACUUGGGACAUGUUUGUGUAACUUUGAGAGACAAGUGGAACAAAUUGCAACUAUAUUAUCUGAGAGAAUCCCAGGUACUCUGCCAGCUAAUACAGAAAAGAAUUCCAAAGAAACGGUAAAUGCUGUGACCUUAAGAAGCGGAAAAGUGUUGAAAGAUCCCACUCCAAUCCAAAAAGAGGUGAUACCUGAAAAAGAAAGUAGGAAGGAGCUGAAAAUUGAAGAUGAUAAGAAGAAUAAGAAAGGCAAGAAGGGAGUAGAGAAAAAGAAGGAGGAGGAAACUUUGAGAAGGGAGGAAUCUAAUGAAGAAAGCAAGCACAUGCCUGCUCUACCUUUUCCCCAAAAGCUCUAUAGAGAAAAGCUGGACAAGCAGUUUGAGAGAUUUCUGGAUAUGCUGAAAUAG